This is a messenger RNA of Encephalitozoon romaleae SJ-2008, 2340 nucleotides long. Its product is annotated as putative DNA helicase. Gene Ontology annotation, biological process: nuclear-transcribed mRNA catabolic process, nonsense-mediated decay. Bases 1 to 2340 code for a protein of 779 amino acids. Lineage: Eukaryota; Fungi; Microsporidia; Unikaryonidae. Gene Ontology annotation, cellular component: cytoplasm. The record is from RefSeq and is a predicted model, not a curated record. The transcript has a single exon. Gene Ontology annotation, molecular function: RNA helicase activity; ATP binding; zinc ion binding.
AUGAAAUGCCAAUACUGCGAAGCAGCAGAAUUCUUAAUAGAGUGUAUAACAUGCGGAAAGCAUUUCUGCAAUUCACAUAGCGCUUCAUCCAUAUCUCAUAUAGUGUUUCAUCUUGUGAAAGCAAGGCAUAAAUCAAUUCGAAUUGGAGGAGACAUCAAGUGCAGGAAAUGCGGAGAGGACAAUUUGUUUAAACUUCUAGAUAGCAAUGGGAAGAUAUUUUGCAAUGCAUGCGGCUCUGGCAGAACCUUGGUUGAAGAGAGAUGUCUUACCAUAAUCAAGAGCCCCGAGGUCCAGGGAAGAAGGCUCACUAAGCAGCAAAUGGCUGAGAUGGAGGAGAAGAACGUGCCGUCACUUCCUCAGGUUAAGCCGAGAUUUGAAGCUGGGGAGUAUGUCGAAGUGUUUUCUUCGCUAAUUGAGGCUGAGUGCCGGAAAGAAAGGGAGAUAAAGGAAUCGAUGAGACAAGAGAAUGUGUUUGUUCGGUGGGAGAAGAUGAAGUAUUGUUAUUUCUACUUCCAGAAUGGAGACAACGAGCUAAAGAUUAACAUUGGUGAUGAGAUUAGGCUGACCCAUAAGAGCGGAUUUGUCUUGAAUGGAUUCGUUAGCGGAGAGACAUUUAGCGAGGAGUUGAAGGUGGAAGUUGAAAUACCUGGGGAUUACCCAAGAAGCGGAUAUACUGUUGAGUAUCUUUGGAGAGGUGUAUGCUAUGAAAGAAUGGAAUGGGCUUUAAGGAAGUUAUAUAACACAUAUAAGAAAGAGAUUGGGAAAAACAAAAAAAACAAGAGUAAUAAUGAUGAGAAGGGCUUGCAUGAAGAAGAAAUAGAUGCCAAUAGAUCUUUGGGCAAAAGAAAACCGUUGGACUGUAUUGAAGGGAGGAAUGGGCCGGAUGGGAGAAAAGCAACAAAAGCAAAGAAAAACUUAAAUGAAGGGCCAUCUAUAUUUGAAUACAUCCUGAAAGGAUAUAAAGAAGGGAUCAGUAACAUCGAUCAUAUUUUUUCACCUCCGAACCUUCCAAAACUCAAUACUUCCCAAGAAACGGCGGUUAGAGCAGCUCUUGGGAGAAAGGUGACGUUGAUACAAGGGCCACCUGGGACUGGAAAGACAUUGGUGUCAUCUUCUAUUGUUUACAACUUUGUGAAGCAUUAUGGAGGAAAGGUCCUUGUUGUUGCGCCAAGCAACACUGCAGUAGAUCAGCUUACUCUGAAGAUCCAUAAGACAGGCCUGAAGGUUCUACGAGUAAUGAGUAGAAGAAGGGAGUGCGGGCAGUCAGAUGUAAGCUUUCUGUCUCUUCAUGAGAAUUUGAGAGAGUUACAAGAAGGAAGAAAGAAAAAAGAUGAGGGAUGCAGAGACAAUGGUAGAUAUAAUAGUAUCUACAAUGACGAGGUUAGUGAGUCAUUAAAAAAGCAGCUUCUAAAUCAAGCAGAAGUUAUCACAUGUACAUGUGUAACAUCGGGGCAGAAGAUGUUUAACAAGUUCCGAUUCCAUUAUGUAUUAAUUGAUGAGGCAGUUCAGUCAACAGAGCCUUUAAGUCUUAUCCCUCUGGUAUAUGGAUGCAAAAAGCUUGUGCUUGUCGGGGAUCAUAAACAACUAGGCCCUACAAUUCUGUGUAAGAAAGUGGCACAGGCUGGAUUCAAACAAAGUUUGUUUGAAAGACUGAUCUCGAUUGGGGUGGUUCCGUAUGUAUUGUCUAUCCAAUACAGGAUGGAUACAGAUCUUUGUGAAUGGCCAUCAGAAAUGUUUUACAAUGGAGAACUCCUCACAGGAGGAAAGAGAUUCUGUAGAUUUGAUCUGGGAAUCCCAACAAACUUUUUUUACGUAUGUUAUGGAAGAGAAGAAGUAAGUGCAAGCGGGACCUCUUUUAUCAAUCAAGCCGAGGCUCUAUACUGUGAAAGUAUAAUAAGACAUCUAUUCAAGUGUGGUGUUACGGAGAAUCAAAUAGGUGUGAUAACACCCUAUGAAGGGCAAAGAUCUUACAUUCUAAACAGAAUAUUUGGGGCGGAGCCUGGGAAUCUCGAAAUAAGUAAUGUUGAUGGGUUUCAGGGAAGAGAGAAAGACUUUAUAAUAGUUAGUCUUGUUCGAAGCAAUUUAUAUCAGGGGAUAGGAUUUGUUGGAGACAAAAGAAGAAUGAAUGUUACACUAACAAGAGCAAAGCAUGGACUAGUAAUAAUAGGGAACCCAACGACCUUGAUGAAGCAUGACAUGUGGAGUAACCUAUUGUCGUUCUAUGAUAAAAAAGGUCUUGUAAUGGAAGGGCCGUUGCACAACUUGAGGAGGGUUAUCAUAAAGCCUCCUAAACUUUUCGAUUUCAAGGAGAUGAGCAGAACUCUUAUGAGCCAAAUAUGA